Pipistrellus nathusii (Nathusius's pipistrelle) is the source of this 537-nucleotide messenger RNA. NCBI's taxonomy places the organism in Eukaryota, Metazoa, Chordata, Mammalia, Chiroptera, Vespertilionidae. The record is from the annotation of a GenBank genome assembly.
AUGAGCGACGUCCCCUGCAGGAAGCGCGAGGACUACCUGGAAUGGCCCGAGUACUUCAUGGCCGUGGCCUUCCUGUCGGCCCAGAGGAGCAAAGACCCCAACUCCCAGGUGGGCGCCUGCAUCGUCAACGCGGAGAACAAGAUCGUGGGCAUCGGCUACAACGGGAUGCCCAACGGGUGCAGCGAUGACCUGCUGCCCUGGCGGCGGACGGCCGAGCGGAGGCUGGACACCAAGUACCCGUACGUGUGCCACGCCGAGCUGAACGCCAUCAUGAACAAGAACUCCGCCGACGUGAAGGGCUGCACCAUCUACGUGGCCCUGUUCCCGUGCAACGAGUGCGCCAAGCUCAUCAUCCAGGCAGGUAUCAGAGAAGUCAUCUUCAUGUCGGAUAAGUACCACGACAGCGAGGAGACCACCGCCGCCAGGCUCAUGUUCGACAUGGCCGGGGUGGCCUUCCGGAAAUUCACACCCAAGUGCAGCAAGAUCGUCAUUGACUUUGAUUCCAUCAACGGCAGGCCCAGCCAGAAGCUGCCGUGA